Angiostrongylus costaricensis is the source of this 5070-nucleotide messenger RNA. The record is from the annotation of a GenBank genome assembly. Lineage: Eukaryota; Metazoa; Nematoda; Chromadorea; Rhabditida; Metastrongylidae.
AUGCAUCUGGCGGCGGUCGUGGUGGCAGUGCUUGCCUUCGUAAAUUUGCCGGCCAGCAAUGAGCAACGCUUAGAAGAUCGUUGUGAUAAUCAUUCAUGUUAUCCGAUCACUGGAAAUCUUUUAAUUGGUCGAAAACAUCGUCUUAAAUCCUCAUCAACAUGUGGUACAAAAGGCAGAGAGAGAUUCUGCAUCGUUUCUCAUUUGGAAGAGGAGAGCAAAUGUUUCUAUUGUGACUCUCGGACUGAAUGGAGACCAUAUAGGGAGCCGUACAGGCUGAGCCACAGAAUAGAAAAUGUCGUGUCCGAUGGUUACGAAGAUAAAUAUCGCAACUGGUGGCAAUCGGAGAAUGGAGUACAAAACGUUACAGUACAGCUUGAUUUAGAAGCCGAGUUUCACUUCACUCAUCUUAUCAUGACAUUCAAGUCGUUUCGGCCAGCUGCAAUGAUUAUCGAGAGAUCAGCUGAUGGGGGCAAAACAUGGCAAGUGUACCGGUACUUCGCAUACGAUUGCGCUGGAACAUUUCCUGGAAUUCCUGAGGGACCACCGAAAAAACACACUGAUGUAAUUUGCACACGUGCUUAUUCCGAUGUUGCUCCAUCAACCGGAGGAGAGUUGGUGUACAAAGUAAUAUCACCACAUAUUGCAACCGAAGAUCCAUAUGCUGAUGAAAUAGCCAGCUUAUUGAAAAUCACCAAUCUUCGUUUCAAUUUCACGAAACUGCACACUCUGGGUGACGAUCUGCUGGACUACAGACCAGAGAUUGAGGAGAAGUAUUAUUAUGCCAUAUAUGAGAUUGUUGUUCGUGGAUCAUGUUCAUGCUAUGGCCAUGCUUCCCGUUGUAUUCCAAUUGAAAACAACAGCGAUCCAGCGCUAGCUCGUCCUGAUAUCGUGCAUGGGCGAUGCGAAUGUAUGCAUAAUACAGAUGGGCUCAACUGUAAGAAAUGCCGUGAUUUCUACAAUGAUCUUCCCUGGCGACCAGCCACUGGAGAUGAGAAAAAUGAGUGCAGAAUUUGUGAAUGUAACGGACAUGCAUCCCGAUGUCAUUUUGAUCGAGCUGUAUAUCAAGCUAGCGGCUUUCAGUCAGGAGGAGUUUGUGAUGAUUGUCAACAUAACACACAAGGGAAAAACUGUGAGCAAUGCAAACCCUUCUUCUACCGUGACCCACGUCGUUCCCUAUCUGAUCCAUAUGUUUGUCUUCCGUGUGUUUGCGAUAAAGCAGGAUCACAGGAUGAUGGCAUUUGCGAAGGCGAAGAGGAUCCUGAACGUGGUCUUGUAGCUGGAAAGUGUUACUGCAAACCAAAUGUUGAUGGAACACGAUGUGAUCGAUGUAAAAAUGGUUUCUGGAACUUGCAAGCAUCAAAUCCUGAUGGCUGUAUUGCUUGCUCGUGCAAUCUCUUUGGAACGUUUAAUAACGAAGGUUGUGAUAAAACAACUGGUUACUGCACAUGUAAACGUCUGGUUACUGGAGAAAACUGUGACCAGUGUUUGCCCGAACACUACGGAUUGUCUGAAGAUCCUGACGGAUGUAAACCUUGUGACUGCGACAUAGGAGGUUCAUUUAACAACACAUGUGAUCUUGUUACUGGACAGUGUGUUUGUCGAGAUGGAUUCAGUGGACGGAGGUGCGAAACUGCCGACUCAGGUCUUUACUGCGCAGACAUAGAUCACUUCACUUAUGAAGCAGAAGAUUCUGUUCUGACGAAUGCUGAAAUCGAACAACGAGAAGUCCCAGAAAGAGGUGUUGCUGUCACGUGGACUGGUGAAGGAUACGCUCGGGUCAAUGAGAGGAGUUCGAUCAGUUUUAAAGUGGAUAACCUACAUAUAAGUCAGAAGUACCACAUAAUUCUACGAUACGAUGCUGGCAGGGAUCCAGUUGGAUGGGAAAAUGUACAAAUUACUAUUGUACGUCCUAACGUACCCAGAGGUCGUUACGUUGAAGUUUAUCCAGCUGUUUGUCUGGAAGCUAAUUUGGAAUACGAGAUUCGAGUGCAGUUUGGCGAAAAGCGGACAGGAGGACAAGAUCGCGUUGCGUGGGUGUUAGUAGACUCUUUGGUAUUGGCGCCACCAACUGAUUCGUUGAGCAUUUUCCACGGUUCCGAUCGCGCUUUGGAACAUAAGGCUGAAUACGAUCGUUACCAUUGUCGCAAUUUUGUGUUAUCGCUUACUCCCAGGGAAAUGAUCAGCGAAACUUGUGAACGAUACAUUUGUCCUGUGGCUGCCAUGCUAUUAAAUCAUACAAGUUCAUGUGAUUGCGAUCCUACCGGUUCUGUGUCAGGGAUUUGUAACGUGAAAGGAGGUCAAUGUGAAUGCAAGCAAAAUGUCGUCGGUAGAAGGUGUGACCAAUGCGCAGUCGGAACAUAUGAUUUUGGCCGAGCAGGGUGUGUUGAGUGUGCAUGCGAUUCUGUCGGAUCACUCCACAAUCGAUGUGACAAGCAGAGCGGACAAUGUGUGUGUCGUGAGAAGGGCAUCUAUGGAAGGCAGUGCAAUCAAUGCCAGCCAGGAUUUUGGGGCUUUCCAGAUUGCAGGGUGUGCCAAUGCAAUGACCACGCAAACAUUUGUGAUCAGCAAACUGGGUCUUGCAUUGAGUGUCGCGACCUCACGACAGGUCACUAUUGCGAUCGUUGCCAAGAUGGAUACUAUGGCGAUCCUCGGCUAGGAAUAAAUCUUCCUUGCAAACCUUGUCCCUGUCCUGGUGGUCCUACCAGCGGAUUCCAACACGCAGAUACCUGCUACCUUCAGCGAUCAAACAAUACUCAAGAUGUUGUUUGUAAUUGUCGCGGCAAUAUUGAUAUGGCUGUAGAAGGAAGCUGUGAUUCAACGACCGGUGAUUGUCUUAAGUGUCUUCAUAAUACGGAGGGUCCAAUGUGUGAGAACUGUGCAGAUGGGUAUUAUGGUGAUGCAAAGAUUAGAAGCUGUCAGAGGUGCGUCUGCAAUAACCUUGGAUCGAAUCUUACGUCUGCUACAUGCGAUCGUGUGACCGGGCAGUGCCCUUGCUAUGAAAAUGUUAUUGGAAUGCAGUGUGAUCAAUGUGCGGAAAACUACUAUGAUCUUAGCAGUGGAAAAGGUUGCUCAGCUUGUGACUGUGAUCCAACCGGUGUUGUAACUAACUUAAAUGGUCUUCCCGAACUUCAGUGUAAUCAGUUCGAUGGAAGGUGUCAUUGUAAAAUUGGUCGAGGAGGUCGAAGGUGCAGUGAAUGCGAAGAUUACUUCUGGGGAGAUCCAACAACUGCUGACGGCUGUAAGAGGUGUGAAUGUAAUCCUACGGGUUCUGCUAGCCUACAAUGUCAUCGCAAUAAUGGGACAUGUGUUUGCCUUGCUGGAUCCGGAGGAAAUCUUUGCAACGAGUGCGCACGCGGAUACACUGGUACGUGGCCCUUCUGCAAACCAUGUGGAGACUGCUUUCAUCAAUGGGAUGAUAUUAUCCAAAAUCUCAGGACACAACUUGAUAAGCUUAUCGACACUGCAAAUAAUAUCGAAGACUCUGGCGUUGCCUCUGCAUAUGAUGCCGAAUUCGAAAAAAUGGAAAAACUGUUGGAAGAUACCAAGAAAAAGCUUUCUGAUGCUAAUAUUAGCAAAGAGCAUUUGGAGCAUCUUGAUGGGGAAGUAACCAGACUCAGAAAGGAGAUCGGUAUUGCCCGUGAGAGGUUGGAUGGUAUCGAAACCCGUGUCUCAAAUGCAACUCAGGCUGUCGAUUUUGCACAAGAAGAUCUCAAACGGCUGGAAGUGGAUGCUGUUCGUCUUACUGAAGUUGCAGAGGACUUGCGUGAAAAGACCAACAAAAUUAAAGAAGCUGAUGUACAGGGUGCAUACAACAUUACAAAGGAAUCAGCCGCACGAUCGUUGACUGCACAGCGACGAACUGACGCAGCAAUUAGUAAACUAGCUGAAGCCGAGAGUGAAGCUAGAGAUGCGGAGGCUUUAUUAGAGAAGAAUCGAGACGACUUUGACAAGCAGUAUACAGAAAAUGAAGCUGCUUUAGCUGAGAGUGAGCGUAAGUUGUACAUGUUGGAAGCCGCACUACCACAAUUGAAUGCGGAGGUCUGUGGGGCUGCAUCUGCACCUUGUGAUGCUCUUUGCGGAGGUCCAGGUGAAUGUGGUUUUUGCGGUGGUCAGUCUUGCCUGGAGGGUGCUGUUAGCAAAGCAGAACAAGCACGAAGCUUUUCAUUGGAAGCAGAUUUGAAAUUGAACGAAAAGCAGAAAGAAGCGGAAGAGGUAUUAUCACUUGUUCGAGAUGUACUUCACACUACUGAAGCCGCUAGGAAAGAUGCCUUGGCUGCUUUGGAAGUUGCUCAAAAUGCUGCUUUGAGAACGAAUUCUUCGAGGACAGAUCUGGAUCAGAUUGUCGACCAAAUGAACAACUUCUUGAAGAGUUCAAGGAGUUCGCCCGAGCAAAUCAGAGCUCUGGCAGAGGAAGUCCUUGCGAAGAAAAUCAGUCUCACUCCAGAACAAGUAAAGGACCUUACUGCAAAAAUCCGUAGUUCAUUGGCGAAAAUUAACAACAUUGGUGCAAUUCUAGCUGAAACUCGUGGGAAUAAAACCCUUGCUUCUACUCUCGAAGCAAAGGCUCUUGAUGCGAGUGCACGUGCGGCCACCAUCAAGAAUACCACUGAUACGGUAAGGGAGGCGAUCGAAGUUGCCAAAGAAGCCCAGGAAGUUGCUUCCGAGGCAAUAACUUCAGCUGAGGAAGUGAUGAAGCUUGCUAGGGAGCAUCUUGAUGCUGCUAAGGCGGAAACCGACACUACAGAAGCUCGUGCAAAAGAUGUCAACUCGAGCCUUUCUAGCCUCGAAGCGGAGAUGAAAAAAGUCAAGGUCCAAUAUCUGCAAAUUGCUGAUGAUGCUAAAAAUGCUUUCAACUUGGUCGACAAGGCACUUCAAGCUGCCAAAACUGCCGAGCAUGGAAAUAAGCAAAUGACGAUGGAUAUUGAAGAAGCAAAGAGGUUACUAUCUGAACGAACUCAAGGCAAUGAAGCACCCCAGAAAAGAGCUGAGAUUUUGCGACAGAGAGCUUCAAAGCUUUUGUACAAGGCACAAAGAAGUAGCGAUGACAUAAGCGGUGAGUGUAGUAUUUGA